Rotaria sp. Silwood2 is the source of this 519-nucleotide messenger RNA. The record is from the annotation of a GenBank genome assembly. NCBI's taxonomy places the organism in Eukaryota, Metazoa, Rotifera, Eurotatoria, Philodinida, Philodinidae.
AUGUCCGGAAUCAGUCCAUUUACUCAAGCUGGAUUUGAAUUAGCUAAAGCUGGUUUAUGGAAACCUCGUGAUCAUACUCUACCACCUAUAGUUUAUGGUCUUAAAUUACUUAAUUUUAAAGCACCAUUUUUUGAUAUUGAAAUGUAUGUUAUUAAUGAACAAGAAAUUCAUUUAAAAGAAGUAAUUCUUGAUAUUGGUAUACGAUUACGUACAAGUACACUUUCAGAAUCAAUACGUCGUGCAGGUAUUGGUCCAUUUAAUAUUCAACAUUCUCUAGUUAUUGAUGAGAUAACACCUCAUAAUCUAAUUAAUAAUAUAAAUACAAUUGAAACAAUAAUUGAAAAAUCAAAUUUAUUAGAUAAAACAGUUCUUAUUAAUAAAACACAUAAAGAAGAAACAAAAUUACUUGGAAGACAGCCAGAUGAAAGUUCAAUCGAUCUUUAUAAAUCAAAACGACCUAUCAAUCAACAAUCACAAACACAUACAAAUGAAUAUGAAAAUAAUGAUACUAAUAAAUGA